Messenger RNA from Leptinotarsa decemlineata (Colorado potato beetle), 1407 nucleotides. RefSeq lists its product as uncharacterized. The record is from RefSeq and is a predicted model, not a curated record. Gene Ontology annotation, molecular function: nucleic acid binding. Lineage: Eukaryota; Metazoa; Arthropoda; Insecta; Coleoptera; Chrysomelidae.
CGUUUCAUUGCAUUCGAAAUCAUUAGUUGUAGUUUUCAUAAAAGUCGUUUAGUUUCAACUGCUGGAUAUAAAAGUGAUGAUGUCUAAUCACGAUCGUGUGAGUUCUUGGAUCACAGAAGCGUUGCAGAAUGAAGAUGUUAUCGAUUACAAAAUUAACAUAAAGGGAACUACUGGAAAAAGUCAAGGAUAUGUUGGAGAUAUCAUUUUUGCUGAUGUAUGUGGAAUUGACUGUAAGAAGCAGAAGAAAGAUUUACAUCUAGUGAUCAAGCAGGGAAAAACAAACAAGAAACUGAGGGAAACAUUUCCGAUAAAAACUUAUUUUGAAAGAGAGAUGUUCGUAUACAACGAAAUUUUGCCACUGUUUACCAGAAUACAAAAGGAGAAAAAAAUCAGUGACCCUUUCAAUUCCUUUCCGAAAUGUUUUAAAACUAUGAUAUUUGAAGAUACCGAAGUGAUAAUUCUAGAAAAUGGUAAACCUAUGGGGUAUGAAUUGCUUAGUUCAAAAUCUAUGAAUUUAGACCAUAUGAAAUUUAUUUUGAAGCAAUUCUCCAAGUAUCACGCUUUGUCAUUUGCAUUGCGUGACCAAAAUGAAAAUCAAUUCGAUAAAUUAACCUCACAUUUCAACUCAACCUUCAAGCUCAUAAUGGCAGAUGCAAGUUUCAUAAAUACAUUCAGAAAAGGUGUUCAAAAAGUGACUCGUUUCUUGAGAGAAAGGAAUGAAAGUGAUGUAUCAGACAAGCUUGAGAAGAAAUUGAAUAACAAAGAUCCUUGCCAAAUUAUGGACGAAGUUUUGAACAGCGAAACGAAGGAGUCAGUAAUAUUACAUGGAGAUAACUGGAUAAAUAAUUUCAUUUUCAGAUAUAAGGGUUGCGAUAAGCAGUCCCCAACUGAUGUCCUCAUGUUGGACUGGCAGUUCUGUUCACUUCACUCUCCCGUACUAGAUUUGAGCUAUUUCAUUUACGCAAACAGUUCCAAAUACGAGAUGGAUAAAUUUGAUGAUCUGAUGAAGUAUUAUCAUGCCCAUUUUUCAGUCUUUCUGCGAGAUUUGGGAAGCGAUCCACAAAAACUAUUCCCCUUCUCUGCCUUGUUGAACCAUUGGAGAAAGUAUGGGGCGUUUGCUGCAAUUUGGGUGAUUACUCUUUUAGACACAAUGAUUUGCGAUGAAGAGGAUGCACCAUCUCCCAGUGAUUUCAGUGAAGGUACUGGAAUGGGAGACCUCUUUCUGAACUUGAAAAUAUCUGACGAGGAGAUGUAUAAAAGUCGACUAGUGGCGAUAAUUAAUCAUUACUGUAAUUUAUAACGAGAAUGAAAAUUGCACACAACAUUCUGUUCAUGUGAUAUUUCAUGAUAAUUUAACACUAGUUGGAUGGCCUAUUUUGAAAAUAAAUAAAUGAAUGAUAAAACAUU